Messenger RNA from Cylas formicarius (sweet potato weevil), 3952 nucleotides. RefSeq lists its product as uncharacterized. The coding region runs from base 471 to 1751 and encodes 426 amino acids. Lineage: Eukaryota; Metazoa; Arthropoda; Insecta; Coleoptera; Brentidae. The transcript is spliced from 5 exons. The record is from RefSeq and is a predicted model, not a curated record.
UUUAUAUUUAGUCAGCCGUAAAUAUUUGCUUUGGUUUGGUGUCGCAGUUCGCAAUAAUUUAGCGCUUUUCAUAUCAUGGCAUGUGCUUCGGGAGGUAAAGACCCCCCUGAUAGAAACGAUGUAUCGUAGUUAAUAAUCCGAUAGUGUUCGCAAAUGAUUUUGAUUCCUUUCAAGCUCAACUAAACUUGUCCCAAGCUUCUACCUCCUCUAGCAGUGGUUAUUCAUCAGCCUUGACGCUUUCGCCUUUAGCUAAGAAAACAGCACAUGCUAUCACUCAGCAUUAAUGCUUCUUAGUACCCACUAAGGAGGAAAUAGAUUUAUUGGAGACAGAGUUACAAAAGCUUAAAUCUGUCUUCGUGGAAGAUCAGGAUGCCCUAAACGAAAUUGCAAGAAUUUCAGUCAACAUAAGGAGAAUACUUAACUGAAAGUAUAAAUAUGAACUUACAGACCAGGGACCAUUUCUUAUCAUAAUGGAGGGAAUAACUUCUCAAGUUGGAAACAUUCACCCGAUGAAUGUUGGAAAAAUUUUGUACAGAGCUGGAGUACAAGGUAUAACAAAAAUCAAUAGAAAAGGGGCUAAUAAAAUUGGAAUUGAAUUCAGAACAUCAGAGUAUGCUAAUCAGUUUUUGUCAAAUGAAAGUUUCAGUUCUGCUAGAGGCUAUAAUAGGUACAUUCCAAAACGUCUUGUCACUUGUAGAGGACUAAUCAAGGAUGUAGGGGACCAAAUUACGGAAGAGGAUUUUUACUCAGAAGCGGUAACUUAUACAGGGGAAGGAUCCCGGGCCAGGUCGAUUAAGAUAUUAAAUGUAAAAAAAGUCUUAAGAAGGAAGAAAAUACUUGCUAUUUCUGGCGAAACAGUAAUGAAAACCAUCCCCACAAACGAUUAUAUUGUAACAUUUGAAGGCAAAUCAUUACCCCAAACUGUAAAUAUUUUUAAUAAUGAAAGAGAAGUGGAAAAAUAUGUUAACCAGUUUAUAAUGUGCGUCAAUUGUUGCAGAUUUGGACAUGUCAAAAAUAAUUGUAGAGGCAAGCCUCGUUGCGGUUUUUGUACAGAAGAUCAUCUUAUGUUUGUUUCUGAAAAAAGAGGGCAAGCAAUGAAAAAAAUGAAAUGCCCCGCAGAUCAUCUUAACAAUCUGACUAAAACGUGUAAAAUUCCAAAUUGUGAAGCAAAUCCAAAACCAAGCUGCGUAAAUUGCAAGGGACACCACACUGCUACUGACUGGGGAUGUUCUGAAUACAAACGGCAAAAACAAAUUAACGAAACCAUGAGCUUCUACAACCUUUCUUUUUAUGAAGCAGCUAAACUGCAUCCACGGCUAAUUAAUACAAACCAAGGCUUUACCCGAAAACCAGAAGAUUUUUCUAGUUUAAAUAAAAAAACUCAGAAUAAAACUCCUCAUCCAACAAGUCCUCAGAGCUGUUCCUUAUAUACAUCAGUACUUAAAAGAAAACGGCCUGACACCCAAUUUAUCAAAGGGUAUGAUAAAGUAGCCCAUGAACUAACUUUGUUACCCUCAAGUGCAAGAAGAAAAGUCUCAUCUAUACAAGUAGGUGAAAACUCGACAUCAGAGUCGGAAAUGGAAGUAACUCCUGUAGGAAAUGGCUGGGAAGAAGUAUGCAACAAGUUUGAAGCUUUCAAAAAAGACGUUAUGUCAAUAAAGGGUAUGGAUGAAAAUUGUGUCAACAAUAUCAAACAAUAUUUUGGUUCAUUUGACCUACGGAGGGGGGGCGGCUGCGAUGGCAGCGGUUGACCUACAGGGGUUAGAAAAAGAAAAGAAUCUGUUCCAAUGCAUAAACACUCAUUAAACUACGGGUUACCUUGAUGGGAUAAUGAGUGCACCAACGCUGUUAAAAGGAAAAGACAAGCAUUCAGAGAUUAUAAAAACAACCCCUCUGAGACCAAUUUCCUGGAAUCAUUAAGAACACGGGCACAAACAAGACAGCUGCUACGUAAGAAGAAAAAGGAAGGCUUUGUCAACUUUUGUGAGAAUCUAUCUCCAAACACUAGUGCAAAAGAAGUUUGGAGCAGUAUUAGAAGGUUUGCUAAAGGUCGGAAGAGCAAGAGUCCCGGUGUGGAUAAAGUACCUUUCAGUGUGCUCAGCCAUCUCCCUGUUGAAGGAGCAGUCUUUCUUAUCAAAUUUUUCAACAAAAUACUUCGGAGGGAAACCACCAUUCCAGAGACGUGGAAAACCCAAAUGGUGAUCGCAAUUCCUAAACCGGGGAGAGACCCCUCAGCGUUAUCGUCCUACAGGCCCAUCAACCUAGCUUCUUGCAUAAGCAAAACUUUUGAAAUUAUGAUCAAAAACCGACUGGAAUGGUUCGUAGAGAACCAAGGUUUAAUAGACGUUCGCCAAACUGGUUUCAGAAAGGGAAGAAUUACAAGGUUAAUUAUCUCCCCAGACUUCACCUCAACACUCGAACCAUUGCAUGGAGAAAUUCCAUCACACAUCUAGGAGUGAUUUUUGAUCCAAAGCUGUCAUGGGAGCCACAAAUUAGAAAUAUGAUACAGAAAGCUUCAGGGGAAGCAAGUGAAAUGGAUUUAGAACACAGAAGAUACAUGCUAGCAACUAAAUCAUUAUUGAAAGCUGCCAGUUUAGUGGACAGUGAAACCUUAGCUGCGGUUAGAUGGUUAUAUAUCACCUAUAAUGAAAACUAUUACUUUUUUCGGAAAAAGAGUAUUCUUGCACUUGUGGAUGCUUUUGAAAGAGUUGAUUCACUGUUAGAUACACUUUACAGGAGCCCACUUUAUCCCUGUUUCUCUUGUCCACUGCCGAACCUUUUAAGCUCUGUUCAAAUCCAAGACUUAAAACUAAAGAAAGAUAAUAAUAACUCCAAAUUAUUUGAAAUUAAGAAGAGCGAGACUUGGACCCCAGAUUUUCAUUUAAUUUUUACAGACGCCUCAAAAGAUAAAGAAGGCCGAGCAGGUUUUGGCGUUUACAACUACAAUACGAACCUUAAAAAAAAUGGGACAAGGCCUACCAAGUGAACUAUCCAUUUGCUCUGCCGAGAUUUAUGCUAUUGGUCAAGCUCUUGAUUGGAUUGAAUUCAAGGAGAUCAACAAAGCAGUCAUCCUUUCAGACUCCAAAAGUGCCCUCGAAGAUAUCAAUAAAAUUGGGAUGGGUGCAAAGUCUAACUACCUAACCUUGCAGGUUAAGAAUAAACUAUUUACCUUAAUAAAAACUCAAAAUAAGGACAUCCAAUUAUGCUGGAUACCAAGCCAUACCAGUAUAAAAGAAAACGAUAUUGCGGACCAGAUCGCCAAUGCUGCACGCCUCGAACCACAGGAAAAUAUAAAAUUGAGCUUUAGGGAAUUCUUCCCUAAAUUAAAGCAUAACAUCUGAAAUGCUUGGAGCGACAGAUGGAAACAUAUAGGAUUAGGGAAAGGAGUUAAUUUCACCUCACAUUAUUCUACUCCGCCAACUAAACCCUGGUUUCAUAAGCUCGACCUGAAUAGAAGAGAAAUCACAACUAUGUGUAGACUGAGAAGCAACCAUUGCUGUUCUCCGGCUCACCUAAAGAGAAUCAAAGUCAAACUCUCCGGAGACUGUGAAUGUGGAGAACUGGGCGAUUUUAGUCAUGUGCUGUUUGAUUGUGCUCUUCAUUGGGAAAAAUCACAACAGUUGUAUGAGUCACUCAUUAGUGCUAAUUUUCCUUCGCCUCUGCAUAUUAAUUCCAUUUUAUUUCACCGCACUCAGUUGGAUUUUGCUGCUAGAAUUGUUUGCCGCUUUUUAGAUGCAUGUGGAUUAAAACUUUGAAUAUUGUUUUCACAUAUUCUAAUUCUUUCGUCCAUUUUUUUUUCCUGUAUAGCCGUCCAGUAGGAUGAUGGUAUCACCCAGACCCUCUUUACGGAGGCAUCCUUCAUGGAAAUAGUUUAUUGCACACCACUACCGAGAAGCUGGCCGAAUUGCCUUAGCAGCAGCGGCCAAAUAAAGCGUAAUUAAAAAAAAAAAAA